Messenger RNA from Lachancea mirantina, 363 nucleotides. The record is from the annotation of a GenBank genome assembly. NCBI's taxonomy places the organism in Eukaryota, Fungi, Ascomycota, Saccharomycetes, Saccharomycetales, Saccharomycetaceae.
AUGGGUGACCAGGUACUGAGCUAUGACGAGUUAGUAGAACAUAUAGUGAGUAAUCGACCGGUUCCCAAUAUUGUAGAGGUACCCAACUUAGCCCUCGAUGCGUCUUUGAGAACUGAGUCCCAAUUGAAACCCAGGCCGAAACCUUGGGAAAAAACGGCUUCAACAGAGUCAGAGCCCGCUGAGAUUGAUCAGGACACUUCGAAAGAUGAAACGGUGACUUUUCCGGUCGCUGAGGCCACAGUUUUUGCCCGUAAUGAGAGUUUUGACAGUUUAUCGAAAUAUUACGCUAUAGAAUCGGAAUUUGAAAAACACUUGGAACAGUUUUUCGAUAAUGGGAAUGGGGACCCUCACGAAUCGGGUUAG